AUGAAGUUUAAAGCUUUUGCUGAAAGACAGAGUGGCUGUAAGCUGAAGGCUUUGAGGCUUCCAACCAAAGCUAUAGAUGGUAAAACUCCUAUUGAGGCAUGGAGUGGAAAAAGGCCAUCUACCAAGAACUUAAAAAUCUUUCUUUCGAAAUAUUACUCUCAUGUUCCUUCAGUGAGAGGAAGCAAGCUUGAACCGAAAGGUGAAUUGGGGAUCUUUAUUGGUUAUUCAUUACAGGCCAAAGGUUAUAGAGUUUUCAACUUGGAAACAAAAGGUAAAUUGAACUUGAAUCCGCUGUCUGAAACACAACUAUUUGGCUUUGAAAAUCUGGAAGAAGCUAAAGAAUCAGAUGAUGAAUCCUCACUUGAUUCACCAAUUUUGAAGACAAGAUCCCUUUCAGAUAUAUAUGAAAGAUGCAAUGUUGCUAUCUUGGAACCCAAUACCUAUCAAGAAAUAUCAAAAUAUGAUGUUUUGAUUGAAGCCAUGAAGGAGGAGAUUGGUAUGAUAGAGAAGAAUGACACUUGGAAGCUGGUUGAUAAACCCAAAGAUAGAAAUGUAAUAGGAGUGAAAUGGGUUUAUAGAACCAAACUUAAUCCAGAUGGUUCAGUUAAUAAACAUAAGGCAAGGCUUGUUGUGAAAGGUUAUGCACUAGUUGUAGGUCUGGAUUAUGGAGACAAAUUAGUACCUGUUGCAAGACAUAAUACAAUACGACUUCUACUUUCUUUGGCAGCUCAUUCAAAUUGGAAGUUAUAUAAUCUGAAUGUGAAGUCGGCAUUCUUAAAUGGACCAUUGCAGGAACAAAUUUAUGUUGACCAAUCAGAAGCAACAAGACCUGAUCUCAUGUUCGUGGAAAGUUUUUUAUCAAGGUUUAUGCAUUCUCCAAGUGAAGUUCACCAUCGUAUUGCUAAACGAACAUUAAGGAAGCAAGAUGUGGUAUCUCAAUCAUCUGCAGAAGCAGAAUACAUCGCUAUUGCUAGUGCAACUAAUCAGGCUCUAUGGCAAGCAGAGAAAGAUGGUGAAGUUAAUCCAGUUCAUUGCAGCUCCGAUCAGCAGAUUCCAGACAUUUAG
Messenger RNA from Capsicum annuum, 1065 nucleotides. RefSeq lists its product as uncharacterized. The coding region runs from base 1 to 1065 and encodes 354 amino acids. The record is from RefSeq and is a predicted model, not a curated record. NCBI's taxonomy places the organism in Eukaryota, Viridiplantae, Streptophyta, Magnoliopsida, Solanales, Solanaceae. The transcript is spliced from 6 exons.